This is a messenger RNA of Temnothorax curvispinosus, 522 nucleotides long. RefSeq lists its product as uncharacterized. The transcript has a single exon. Bases 1 to 522 code for a protein of 173 amino acids. The record is from RefSeq and is a predicted model, not a curated record. Lineage: Eukaryota; Metazoa; Arthropoda; Insecta; Hymenoptera; Formicidae.
AUGAAUUACAGAUCUGUGGACUCGGUGGUAGAUACGGAUGACGCGGUCAACUACCCAGUAGAGUUUCUUAACACAAUGAACCCUCCUGGCUUACCAGCCUAUAAGCUUUUUCUUAAAGUGGGGGCACCAGUGAUGUUGUUGAGAAAUUUGAAUCCGCCAAAACUUUGCAAUGGCACAAGGCUUCAAGUGAAGGCUCUACAUAGAAAUGUUAUCGAGGCCACAAUACUCACCGGAUGUGCACGGGGAGAGACGGUAUUUAUACCACGCAUACUACUAAUAUCGUCAGAGUAUCUUUUUGAGUUUAAGAGGUUGCAGUUUCCUAUCAAAGUUUGUUUUGCGAUGACUAUCAACAAGUCCCAGGGGCAGUCGUUAAAAGUAGCAAAAAUUGAUUUAAGUGAAGACUGUUUCUCACAUGGGCAGUUCUAUGUGGCAUGUUCGAGAGUGAGCUCACCAAACAGUCUUGUGAUACUAGCGCCUGAAGGGAGAACCACUAAUGUGGUAUACAAAGAAGUUCUAAAAUAG